Messenger RNA from Hippocampus zosterae (dwarf seahorse), 1934 nucleotides. It is a transcript of the gene crhr2, whose product is annotated as corticotropin-releasing factor receptor 2. The transcript is spliced from 12 exons. Gene Ontology annotation, molecular function: G protein-coupled peptide receptor activity; peptide hormone binding; corticotropin-releasing hormone receptor activity. Gene Ontology annotation, cellular component: dendrite; axon terminus; plasma membrane. Lineage: Eukaryota; Metazoa; Chordata; Actinopteri; Syngnathiformes; Syngnathidae. The record is from RefSeq and is a predicted model, not a curated record. Gene Ontology annotation, biological process: long-term synaptic potentiation; cell surface receptor signaling pathway; adenylate cyclase-modulating G protein-coupled receptor signaling pathway. Bases 104 to 1348 code for a protein of 414 amino acids.
CCUGCGCUCCUCAGGGAAGCGAAGGUGCGGCUCACUCGCAGGCGCACCGCUCGUUUGCGCUCAGUGCGCGCGCGCCUCUCGGCCACAUACACUAGCCGGGACCAUGGAUGCGAGCCUCUAUCAGAUCAUAUUCGGGGAGCUGGCGGACUUAAAUUGCACUUUGCUGGACGCCUUUCAAGACACUUUAUGGGGAAACGAGUCACUUUCAUAUUUGAACACCGACGGUUUCUACUGUAACGCCACCACCGAUGAGAUUGGCACCUGCUGGCCACGGAGCAGCAUCGGGAGGAUUGUGGAGAGACCCUGCCCUGAGUACAUUAAUGGAGUCAAGUACAACAGCAACAGGAGUGCAUACAGGGAAUGCACCGAAAACGGCACAUGGGCACUAAAAAGCAAUUAUUCAAACUGCGUGCCCAUGUUAGAGGAAAAGAGAAUGUAUCCAGUGCAUUACAAGAUAGCGCUGAUCAUCAACUACCUGGGCCACUGCAUCUCUGUGGGGGCGCUAUUAGUAGCCUUCAUCCUCUUCCUGUGCUUAAGGAGCAUUCGGUGUUUGCGCAACAUCAUACACUGGAACUUAAUUACCACCUUCAUCCUGAGAAAUGUCAUGUGGUUCCUGCUGCAGCUCAUUGACCACAACAUCCACGAGAGCAACGAGCCUUGGUGCCGCCUGAUGACCACCAUAUACAACUACUUUGUGGUCACCAACUUCUUCUGGAUGUUCGUGGAGGGCUGCUACCUGCACACGGCCAUCGUGAUGACCUACUCCACCGAUAAGCUUCGCAAGUGGGUCUUCCUCUGCAUUGGCUGGUGUAUACCGUGUCCCAUCAUAAUAGCCUGGAGCAUUGGGAAGCUGUAUUAUGAAAAUGAAAAAUGCUGGUUCGGGAAGGACCCUGGCAAAUACAUCGACUAUAUUUACCAAGGGCCUGUCAUUCUUGUGUUACUGAUAAACUUUGUUUUCCUCUUUAAUAUCGUCCGAAUCCUGAUGACCAAACUGAGGGCAUCGACGACCUCAGAAACCAUCCAGUACAGAAAGGCGGUGAAGGCCACGUUGGUUUUGCUUCCUCUGCUGGGCAUCACCUACAUGCUCUUCUUCGUCAACCCGGGCGGGGACGACAUCUCACAAAUCGUCUUUGUCUAUUUCAACUCCUUCCUGCAGUCGUUCCAGGGUUUCUUUGUGUCUGUCUUCUACUGCUUCCUUAACGGGGAGGUUCGCUCUGCAGUGAGGAAACGCUGGCACCGCUGGCAAGACAAUCACGCCCUGCGGGUGCGAGUGGCGCGGGCCAUGUCCAUCCCCACGUCCCCGACGCGGGUCAGCUUCCACAGCAUUAAGCAGACCACCGCUGUGUGAACACUCGCACACACACGUUCGCGCACACUCUCGCUAAAGCGCGAGAUGGGGACCAACAGCCGCACAUUGACACACUCAUGUGGUCAUUGGCUGUAAUGGCAAACUGCUAUCCAAAAGUUAUUAUGUGAAGAGCUGGGACCGCUGACCAGGGUUUCCGGGUCUUGGCCGACGUGAAGCACGUCGUAGUGUGAAGCACGUGGUAGUUGUGGUCAUUAAUUCAUUUACUGCCAGCCGUUUUCAAAGCAGACUUCCCCGCGUUGCCAGCCAUUUUGGAGCAUUUUGACUGAUCUUUCAUGACUCGCGUGAUCCUGUGUUCUGUGAUAAUAUACAGGAACCAGACCCACCAGAAGAAAGAGUACCAGUAGACUCUCUUCUUUCAGUUGAGAAAAAGUUUGUGUCUGGCUUUUUAAGUUCUUUAGUAUUCAGCGGUAGAACAUGGGUCGGUUUCACCAAGCACAUACUGUAACAUGAAACGAAACAUGUCAAAGUGAAUGGUGACGUUGAUGCUACUAAUUUUGUCUUAUGUGACACCAAGAAAUUACAAAAUAAACCAAACAAAACUGUGAAAGGGCUUUUGAUUGAAAAA